This is a messenger RNA of Amphibalanus amphitrite, 2436 nucleotides long. RefSeq names its product AP-1 complex subunit mu-1-like. Gene Ontology annotation, biological process: vesicle-mediated transport; intracellular protein transport. Lineage: Eukaryota; Metazoa; Arthropoda; Thecostraca; Balanomorpha; Balanidae. Gene Ontology annotation, cellular component: clathrin adaptor complex; clathrin-coated vesicle. The transcript is spliced from 11 exons. Gene Ontology annotation, molecular function: clathrin-cargo adaptor activity. The record is from RefSeq and is a predicted model, not a curated record. Bases 750 to 2018 code for a protein of 422 amino acids.
GAUAUGAUCACCGUCUUUCAGCUGCUGCACGGCGAGAUGGCAGUGGAACCCGAACGGUUCCUGCACAAGAGCACCUCCAACCAAACAAGAGGCCACCAGUGGAAACUGCUCAAGCCCAGAGCGAACACCCUGACACGAAGAAACGCCCUCAGCACAAGAGUGGUCAACGACUGGAACGCCCUGCCGUCCACAGUAGUGUCUGCCACAUCGGUUGUUCAGUUCAAGGCACGACUGGACCGACACUGGGCGAACAAGAUGUACGACAUCCCGAAUCCCUACCAUUAAGAGCCUCGCCUUUACCUGUCACACACGCUCGAUGGGAGCGGGACCUCCAGGCCUAGUGGCCUUAUUACCCGAUAACCGAUAAGGUAAGGUAAGGUAAGGUAAGUUUCUCAUCAUGUCAAAUGGUUUAAUGUUUUUAUAAUUGUAUUUUGCGACAUUUAUAUACAAUAACUUAGGAAAAAUAUUUUUUUUGUAUUCAAAAUGAUCGAAAAAGGAAGAAGAUUAAAAAAACAAAAUAAUUGUAAAGGAAGUUUUUUUUUUCAAUAUGGUAGCGUAGCCCUUCAAUUCCCUUUCCAGAUUCUCCGGCACAAGUGUGUGUUGCUGUGUAUUGAAGGUGGAUUUGGAUGAGGAGGUAGUUUGGUGCAUUUUUAUUAAUUUGGUGAACUUAAAGCACGCAUAACGUUUGAUUUUUCAAAAGGCCUUUGAUAAAAUUACAGAUACCUGCUGUUUUCAAACUAUCUGCAAAAAUGUCUGUAUCAUCAAUAUAUCUCUUAGACUCCAAAGGGAAGGUACUGAUAUCCAGGAACUACAGAGGUGACAUCGAGCCCAGUGUUAUAGACAAGUUUAUGCCCCUGCUAAUGGACCGAGAAGAAGAAGGGAACAUGUCACCGAUUAUACAGACGAGUGGCUGCACGUUCAUGUACAUCAAGCACAGCAACGUGUACGUGGUCAGCACGACGCGGAAGAACGCCAACGUCAGCCUGGUGUUCGUGUUCCUGCACCGCCUGGUUCAGGUGUUUGAGCACUACUUCAAGGAGCUGGAGGAGGAGAGCCUGCGGGACAACUUCGUCAUCGUGUACGAGCUGCUGGACGAGCUGAACGACUUCGGUUUCCCGCAGACCACUGACAGCAAAAUCCUCCAGGAGUACAUCACCCAGGAGAGUCACAAACUGGAGGUGGCGCCCCGGCCUCCGAUGGCCGUCACUAACGCCGUCCACUGGCGCUCCGAGGGCAUCAAGUACAGAAAGAACGAGGUCUUCCUGGACGUCAUCGAGUCGGUCAACUUGCUGGCCAACUCGAACGGUAACGUACUGCGCAGUGAGAUCGUGGGCAGCAUCAAGAUGCGUGUCUACCUGUCCGGCAUGCCCGAGCUGCGGCUGGGUCUCAACGACAAGGUUCUCUUCGAGAGCACUGGACGCGGCAAGAGCAAGUCGGUCGAGCUGGAGGACACCAAGUUCCACCAGUGUGUCAGGCUGUCCAGGUUCGAAAACGACCGCACCAUCUCGUUCAUCCCGCCCGACGGCGACUUCGAGCUCAUGUCCUACCGGCUCAACACGCACGUGAAGCCGCUCAUAUGGAUCGAGUCGGUCAUCGAGCGCCACGCGCACAGCCGCGUCGAGUACAUGGUCAAGGCCAAGUCGCAGUUCAAGCGCCGCUCGACGGCCAACAACGUCGAGAUCAUCAUCCCCGUGCCGACUGACGCCGACUCGCCAAAGUUCAAGACGACCAUUGGCAGCGUCAAAUACGUGCCCGAGAAAACCUGCAUCGUAUGGAGCAUCAAAUCGUUCCCGGGCGGCAAGGAGUACCUGAUGCGGGCCCACUUUGGUCUGCCGAGCGUGGUGGCGGAGGAGGUGGACGGCCGGCCGCCCAUCAACGUGCGGUUCGAGAUCCCCUACUUCACCACCUCGGGCAUUCAGGUGCGGUACCUGAAGAUUAUCGAGAAGAGCGGCUACCAGGCGCUGCCCUGGGUACGCUACAUCACACAGAACGGAGACUACCAGCUGAGGACGCAGUGAUGAUCGUCCGAGAACCCCCUGUGACACACCCUCCCGUCCCUGACCGGCCCCAGCACAGCCGGCCGCCGAGACCCGGCACACCCGUCAUCUGUGGUACCGUACUGUAACGGUACAAAUGUACUCUGCACUGUAUUGAACCGCAGCGGCAACACAGCUGGAGAGUCCGCGGAGAAUGCGUGAGCAGGUGGUGGGUGCUGGAUAAACUGUGAAUGUGUGUCGUGGGUCGUGAGUGAUGAGUCGUGAAUCGUGAGCCGUGAGCCAGGCAGAAUCUGAUGAGGCCGCGGGGCUUUGGUAUCGAUUGUUUUCGAACGGUUGAGAUUGUGAGACUGGUGAGAGAUGGGAGAAGCAUUCCGCGGUUGGUCCGUUAUAUGUCCGUGUGUGUUAAUUUUAACCAAAUAUAUUCAGUGUCUUGGUCGUG